Kickxella alabastrina is the source of this 1688-nucleotide messenger RNA. RefSeq lists its product as uncharacterized. The record is from RefSeq and is a predicted model, not a curated record. NCBI's taxonomy places the organism in Eukaryota, Fungi, Kickxellomycota, Kickxellomycetes, Kickxellales, Kickxellaceae. Bases 88 to 1650 code for a protein of 520 amino acids. The transcript has a single exon.
AAUGGAUUUUCUGGUCUGGGGCCCGCGUCUUCACCACAACAACAGCAGCAGCAGCAACAUCAACAACAGCAGAAGCAGCAGCAGCAAAUGCUGGCCGCCCAGCUCGCGCAGAACGCAAAUAACCAGCAGUUGCUCAACAACGUGGCUGCAGCCGCCGCUGCCGCGAAUGGAUCGGGCCAAAAUACGAACCAAACACUUCCACGCCCGCAGCAGCCCAACCUCAACCAAAUGCAGUUUAUGCGCAUCCGACAGGCGAUGCAGCAGCAGGUUCAGCAACAGCAGCAGCAGCAGCAGGCUCAACAACAGCAGCAAGCGAUGAGCGGAGGCGUGCAGCGCAUAUUCUCGAUGCCACCUGCGUCCCAGCCUGCGUCGAGCCCGGUUAUGAUGAACCUGAGCGGAUCUCCGGCCAUGUCAGCGGCAGUGCAGGGCCCAGGGUCUCCAGCGAUGAGUGCGCCGGCGCUCAACAAUGGUAUUGUAGGCAACCACAGCUUCCCCCUGAAUGUCCAGAUGGGGACGCCUCAGCAGGCUAUGAGCAUGCAGCCAAUAGGUGUCCAGCAUGCAAAUAUGAGCCCGUCAAUGACUCAGCAGGCUGUGAUGUCGCCUUCCAUGGGGUUGCAGGCCCACCCGCAGAGAUCGCCGCUCACUCCGCAAAUGAUGCAGUCGCAGCAAAGGCCGCCGGUGACACCCCAGACGUCACAGCAGCUUUUGCAGCAGAGCCCCUCACACAUCCCGACGCCCUUGGCUCCGCCGGGGAUGCAGCCACAGCAGCAAGCCAUGAUGCUGGCAGCCGCAGCAGCAGCCGGGCUGAGCCCCUCUGACGCUCAGGCACUGCUAGCGCAGAUUGCAGCCAAUGCCGAUGCCACCCAGCAGCACAACCAGCACCUACAGUCGCUACAGAACCCUGAUAACAACACUGUCAGCGGAUCGCCGACACUCAGCACACUGCAUGCUAGCGUUCGGCCGACAGGCAUGCCGCUAAACCAGCAGCCGCACGCAUCGGGAAACAGCGCUGUGCCAGGCAGCAAUGUCGGCAGUGGCGUUGUGACUCCUGGCACGCCCGCGUCUGGUGGGAAUAUCGGUGUCCGGCCGCCUGGUGGCAUGGCAUCAGCAUCAGCAUCGACAUCAGCGGUGGCGUCUCCGCAUGGAAAGCAGCUGGCACUUCCCCGGCCCAAUCGGCCCGUGCGACCGGUAGCCCGGCCACCGGCAGCGCGCACGCCUUCGGGAACCCGGACUCCGGGAACACCCACAGGCGGACCACGGCCGCGACCAUCAACACCUGUGAACGCGCAGCAGCAGCCGCGCCGGCCCCCGCCCUCAGCGCCCAGCAGCUCUGCAAAGGGUGGGACAACCCCCGCGCCAUCGACCCCUGCAUCGCGCGCCAGCACGCCAAACUCGCCCGCGGCAAAAUCCGGGCCAGUGCGCGCCCACCCUUUGCCUCUCGCUGCUGCCGCUACGAUGUCGUCUGCCUCUGCUGUCUCUGUGGUGCAGACACCAAGGUCUGGGCAACUGGUGUCCACUGAGUCUACUCCGGCACCUCACAAUCGGUCUGGCUCGCCGGUGGCUGCGAGCGCUACGCCGGUUUCUCCGUCCACAGUUGCCGAGUCUUCGCAGGCUGAGGGAUCUGUGGGCAGCCAGUCUUCGCAGAAAUGAAUGCCAGCCUCUUUUUUCUUCAAAAUGUAAUAAAAAUA